AUGCUGAAGCUCAAAGCAAUGUGCGUCAUCGUGAACCCCGAGUUCCCGGAGGAGCGUCUAAGCUACAUUGCCAACCACACUCGGUGCAAAGCCAUUUUGACAGAUGAUUGCUUCGAGGAAAAGGCACGAAAGCUCGAGCUGCCCAUAAUUACUAUCCCAUCAUCGUGGCCAGAUGGCCCUGCGCCGGGGCUCGAAACUACUUCUGAACCAUCGAAUAUCCCCCAUACCGCUCGGGAUGGUACAGUCGUCACCUUCACCUCUGGAAAUAACGAGCUGGGCAAAUCACUGCGCGUCUUGCGUGCCAACUAUCUCAGCAUCACUUCAUCCCUCGUGAGCACGCUCGAGGAUGAAGAUUUGGAAUUCGUCUCUACCUUGAUUUUCGUUGGUGAGGCAACAAAUCCUGAAGCUGUUAUGCGACUGGACAAAAAUGGUCGUAAUGUCAUCGUGAACUACGGCUGCUCUGAAGCAAACACGAUUUUGGAAACCAACGUCCUGAUCAAAGGAAGAGAAUUGUUCUUCCUUGGGUCCAAUACCCCGGGUGCCAUUGGCGAGCUGAUUUCUGAAUCAUGCACCGCGCCCUCGGGAUUGAUGACAGAGGAUGGUUUGGGUGGUGAUUGUUUUAUUAGCCCUCCCAGUUGGAGAGCAAAUUAUCCAGCGUCUGAGUGGCACAAUGUUAAGGCUGCGGUCGACAGCCCUGUCCUCCAUAAAUCUUUCUUCGUGUCUGGAGGUUCUCAGUGGAACCCCGAAGGGAACGACGCAUGCCUUGAUACCGGGCAAUUAACCAAAAGCCUGCUAAGUACGAACGGAUAUGGUCAGUCAAAGCUUAUUGCGGAGCAGCUCGUUGCCAGAACGGCCCCCGCUACCCAAGACGAUACUUUGGGAUUUGCGACCUUGAAGCCUGGUCUGGUCAUUGGCAGUCAGAGCAACGGCGGGAUUGCCAACACAGACGACCUUCUCUGGAGACUGGUUAAAGCAUGUGUGUUGCUGGGUGCAUACUGCGAAGAAGGGAAUGGAUAG
Molecule: messenger RNA, 1017 nt
Organism: Penicillium longicatenatum
Lineage: Eukaryota; Fungi; Ascomycota; Eurotiomycetes; Eurotiales; Aspergillaceae
Product: acetyl-CoA synthetase-like protein
Exons: 3
Coding region: 1-1017 (338 amino acids)
Source: RefSeq, a predicted model, not a curated record